Messenger RNA from Cydia fagiglandana, 8713 nucleotides. RefSeq names its product DNA ligase 1 (gene DNAlig1). The transcript is spliced from 17 exons. The record is from RefSeq and is a predicted model, not a curated record. The coding region runs from base 243 to 3041 and encodes 932 amino acids. Gene Ontology annotation, cellular component: nucleus; mitochondrion. Gene Ontology annotation, biological process: DNA repair; Okazaki fragment processing involved in mitotic DNA replication; lagging strand elongation. Gene Ontology annotation, molecular function: DNA ligase (ATP) activity; DNA binding; ATP binding. NCBI's taxonomy places the organism in Eukaryota, Metazoa, Arthropoda, Insecta, Lepidoptera, Tortricidae.
UUCGCGCCCUUUGUUUUGUGUCAGUUAGACGUCAUUACAAGGUUAAAGCAAAUUCAUUCUUAUUUGAACGCAUUAGAAUAUUAAUUACCGUAUUGAAUUUCUGUAACAUUGUUUACAUUUUGACAGUCAGAAGUUUGGUUAUAAUCGUAAAAGUGCUAGAAUUCGUUACUGAUUUUAUCGUUUUCCAACAUGAAUAAAUUGAAUAAUGUAUUUAUUACAAUACUGUGGUGCAAUGUUAACAUAUGAAUUGCGUUAAUAAAUUAUUUUUACCGUGUAGAUUAGUUAUAACCAGUGCUAAUAGAUUCGUUUGUCCAUCAGUUAGAUUUCUUCAGAGUUCAAAGCACAGAAGCCUUUUAUUUCCUAAUAUAGAAACUUUACAAGUAAGAACCAUGGCUCAGAAGAGUAUUAUGUCGUUCUUUAAAAUCACACCGAAGAAAGACGCGGAAAUUAAAAAGGAACAACCUGAAAAUGACACAUCUCUUGAAGAUGCAGAAAUGAAAGAACCAUCACCAGUCCAAAAUGGAAAGGAUAAGAGGUCCUCAAAAAGGCAGAGGCUGGACAGCAAUAGCAGUGAGUCCCAGUCUCCGAAGAAGGAGAGUCCACCGACAUCUGUUACGAAAAAGAAGGUCAAAAGACAACGAAUAGAGAGCUCAGAUAGUGAAUCAGAACCUAUUAAAUCACCUGAAAAAUCACCCGGCAAAUCACCUGAGAAAUCAUCUGAAAAGUCACCCGGGAAAUCACCACCGAAGUUAACGGAAACAUCCCCAGUGCAGUCCCCGGUGAAGGAGAUAAAAAUAGAGAAGAGUGAGAAUGUGAAGACCUACCAGUCACCGAAGAGUAAGAAGGCUAAAGGGAAGAAGGAGGGCAAGAAUGAAAACAUUGCCAAAAACGUGAUAAAAAAAGAAAAAUCGCCACCACCAAAGAGUCAAACAAUAAAGAAAGAGAAGUCUCCGCUUAAAGAGAACGGAAAAGACAAGACUCCAGAGAAAAAAACCAAAGAGGUCAAGAAGGAAGCUAGCGUUAAGAUGGAAAAAGAAACUGGACUGGUUCCAGAAACCGAAUACGACCCCACAAAGUCGAAAUACCACCCGGUCAACGACGCCUGCUGGGCGCCGAAGCAACCCGUCCCGUACCUAGCCCUCGCCAAGACACUUGAAGCCAUCGAGGCCAUUUCAGCACGACUCAAGAUUAUAGAGAUACUGAGCAAUUAUUUCAGGUCCGUGAUAGUGUUAACUCCGGAGGACUUACUUCCGAGUGUGUAUCUCUGUCUGAACCAGAUCGCGCCAGCGUACCAUAGCUUGGAGCUCGGCAUAGCAGAAACCUACCUAAUGAAAGCCAUAGGCCAGUCCACCGGCCGUACCCUAGCCCAGAUGAAGGCAGCGGCUCAAAAGACUGGAGACCUCGGCGCCGUGGCAGAACAAGCUAGGUCUACACAGAGAACCAUGUUCACACCGCCACCUUUGAAGACCAGAGCUGUGUUCAAUGCUCUUAAAGAGAUCGCUGGAAUGACUGGUCAGGCCUCGGUUAAUAAGAAAAUAGGCAAGAUUCAAUCGCUGUACGUCGCGUGCCGCUUUUCAGAAUCCCGAUACUUAAUAAGAUCGCUGGAAGGCAAACUCCGCAUUGGUCUCGCAGAGCAGUCAGUGCUACAAGCGCUCGCACAAGCAGCUGCCACGUCUCCGCCCGGAUCUGAUGUCCUCGACGCAAGCCAGGGACUGUCGGCCGCGGAGUUCAAGGCUAUAGUCGACGAACAAGCCCUUAUAAUCAAAACUACGUACUGCGAGUGUCCGAACUACGAACUUAUCAUCCCGGUACUAUUAGAACACGGGGUAAAGGCGCUUCCACAACAUUGCAAGCUAACGCCGGGUAUACCGCUCAAACCUAUGUUGGCACACCCUACUAAAGGCGUCCAUGAGGUGCUUAAUCGAUUCGAAGGCACGCGAUUCACUUGCGAGUACAAAUAUGACGGCGAGCGCGCGCAGAUCCAUGUGCCGAAGACUGAGACUGAAGGGAGAGAGGUCGCUGACCUUACUAAAGCGUCUAUCUUCAGUAGGAACCAGGAGAAUAAUACUACGAAAUACCCGGACAUCCUACAGCGGCUACCUUCACUGCUGAAAGCGGAGGUGUCGAGCUGCGUGUUAGAUUGUGAGGCCGUCGCGUACGACACAGUCAAUAAGCAGAUUCUGCCUUUCCAAAUCCUCUCCACCCGUAAGCGCAAGGACGCCUCAGCAGGCGACAUCAAAGUGCAAGUGUGUGUGUUCGUGUUCGACCUGCUCUAUCUGAACGGGCGCGCUCUGGUCAGAGAGCCGCUGGAAGAGAGGAGGAAACUGCUGAGAGAUAACUUCAACGAGGUCGAAGGUGAAUGGCAAUUCGCAACGGCCAAAGACUGCAGUUCCAUGGACGAAGUGCAGCAGUUCCUGGAGGACGCGGUGAAGGGCAGCUGCGAGGGGCUCAUGGUGAAGACCCUGGAGGGGGAACACGCCAGAUACGACAUCGCCAGGAGGAGCCACAACUGGCUCAAGCUAAAGAAAGACUACCUAGAUGGCGUAGGCGAUACCAUCGACGUUGUGGUAAUAGGCGGGUACCACGGUCGCGGCAAGCGGCGGGGCGUCUACGGGGGCUUCCUACUGGCCUGCUACGAUAAUACCAGCGAAGAAUACCAGGCGCUCUGCAAGAUCGGCACUGGCUUCUCUGACGAGGAUCUGCAGACGUUUACCAAGACGCUGGAGGAACAUGUGAUUGAGGCGCCGAGAAAUUAUUAUAGGUACGACCCCUCCCACGCGGCGGACGCGUGGUUCGCGCCGGCGUGCGUGUGGGAGGUGCGCUGCGCCGACCUCUCCCUCUCGCCCGCGCACCGCGCCGCCGCGGGCCUCGUCGACCCGGAGAGGGGGGUGUCGCUGCGGUUCCCCAGAUUUAUCCGCGUCCGUGACGACAAGACGCCGGAGCAGGCCACGUCGGCGCAGCAGAUCGCACAGAUGUACCUCUCGCAAGACCAGGUCAAGAACUCCACCAGCAAACCCGUCAACUUUGACGACUUCUACUAGAUGACGUCACGUUUAUCUCGUCGCGACAUGUCGGAGCAGGCCACGUCGGCGCAGCAGAUCGCACAGAUGUACCUCUCGCAAGACCAGGUCAAGAACUCCACCAGCAAACCCGUCAACUUUGACGACUUCUACUAGAUGACGUCACGUUUAUCUCGUCGCGACAUGUCGGAGCAGGCCACGUCGGCGCAGCAGAUCGCACAGAUGUACCUCUCGCAUGACUAUCGUUCCAAGUUUUCUUUACAACACCUUAUUAUAAUUAAUUAAGUGCUCCACGCAAAAUUGUUAUUUUUGAUGGUAUAAAAUAAGAUUAGGUACUAAUCUAUUUUUUAUUAUUACAUGUAUAUUUACUAUACGAUGAUGGUUCGCUGUGCGUACCAGAACUACCAGAACCCCUAAUGUAAAUUUCAUCGGAUAGCGUGACGAGACGUACGCGUUUGCGUUAAAUUAUAUUUUCUCAAACAUGCAAUGAAAUAUUGAUGUUAUGUUCCUUAUAAUAGGCUGCGAAGUAUGACGUUUCAGGUGCGGCUAGGACAAAAGGUACUUAAUGGAAUUUCAUACACAUCUUGCAGGCCUAGGCCGGCAAAGUCCUCUUUUUUAAUUUUCAUUUCACAGAUAUUUGUGACACAGCAUCGUGGCAUUCAUCCAUUAAAAAAAACUAGAGGCAGUAUUUGCUUUAUGGUUCGUAAUGACACUCUGCCACUACGCCUAUAAAAAAAAAAAACAAUGUUUGCUAUAAUUUGCAGUUUUAUUUGUAUAAAAUUAACAUGAACUUAAUAAAUAAUACAUUCUAUAAUUUUAAAUUAUAAAUUUAACUACACAAAUAAAAACAAUUAAACUAUUUCAUCUAAACGUUAGCGGUAAAAAGGUCUACUCAAACACGCGUAGUUAUAUUUUUUAAAUUGUUAUGGAGGUAAAGUUGAAAAAUAUUCAUUCUGUUUUAUUGGAUUUAUGGUCGCUUGUUGAUUUUUUUACUUUAAUAUGAGUUCCGACGAAAAUAUAAUGAAAUUAAUAUUAAUUGUAAUCGUAGGUGUUGGAAUUGGCAGCGUAAGCAGAAUUGAUUUUAAAUAACUUGCUGCCUCUGCCGCCAAGUCAAAGACGAAGUAUGUUAUAUGGUUGCUUAUGGCAAUUUUAUUAUUAGAGAAACUAAGAAAAAUGGUUUACAGUUUAUUAAAAACAGUUUUGUGGCAUAUUUUAAAUGAAUGUAACUACAAAUUCGUCAACAUUGUGAAAAUUAUACUUAUUUACUCCAUGCAUAAAGCAACGAUGUAUGUGAAACAUGAUAUCAACAUGAAAGACUAUGUAAACUUAUGUGACGAAAACGACAGUCAGACGGAUACAAGGCGAAAAAAUCAAAGAUACAUGAAAAUAUACGGGCAGUAAAAAUACACGACUCGUGUAAAACAUACGCGUGAUAAUGAUAUAGGUACGUGUUGGUUAUAUUUUGGGUGUAGUUUACUUUUAGUUUUUUCUAUAAAUAAAACUUGGGUUUCUUGGAUUUUUUAUUUUAUUUAUUUCAUUGCAUGUUUGAGAAAAGCACUAUACAUACCUCGGCGGGAAAUGGGGUUGCCCGCGCUCAGACCUAUCCGGCCUCGCUUCGCUCGGCCGUCUAUAUGUCUUCGGCCGGCAACCCCUUUCGUCCCGGCCGCUGUAGUAAUGUACUAUUAUAAGAGAUAUAAGGAUGUAAAAUAAUAAAACAUUUCAUCGUCAAUUAUCUUUUAUUUCAUCGAUAAACCUAUAAUAAGUGCUUACGAUAACUUAUUUAUUUAAAAAUAUAAGUUUUGGCCAUGUCGAGUCGAAUUAGAGUAUUUAAUUAUUUAUUAUAACUAACCUAAUGGGGCUCAGUCAGAAUACUAACAACUGAAAAUAUCUAAACACUAACUCCAAGAACAUAUUUGAGCGAAAAAUAUAGUGCAAAUCAAAUAUUGGUUACUCAUAUAAAUAAUAAUAAAGUACAUUACCAUACAAGUGCGAAAAACGGAAUUCGCAACGAGUGACGAUAAAUUGAAACACGAUCGAAGGGAGCGUUUUAAAUCCACACGUACCUUUUCGCACGUGUAUUGUACAUGUACAACGUUUUACAGUACAUACGGCCCUUUAAGUUUUUGACAUAGGCACGUAUUGUCCUUAACACUUUGACUACCGAGAACCCGCGUGGUAGGCACUCGUAAUGUUUGCUCAGAUGCCGGACAACCCGCCCAGCGGGUUGUUUUGUACGCAGAUAUAGAGGACCGGUUUCUGGGGUAGUGUGCCGUUUUUUGCCCGGUUGCGAAAGUGUUAAUCCCGCUCUAGGGCGGUAAAGUACCACCAUAUGUGCUGUAAAACAAUUAUGCACUACAUUUGUACAAGUCUGUGAUGAUUGCUAUACUGACAUACAACUAACAUAUACAAUAAGCUCAUUUGCGCGUCGCAUGACGUGAGGAUCGCCGGUUAGCUGCUACUUAUCACAACGCCUAACCCUUUCACUGCCUUCCUACCCAAUAUCUACCUACUUGUAGAAACUAAAAAAUAUCAGCGAUAGGGUAAUUCGCCAGUAACUGGCCACUGUUAGUCAUUGGCCACCCUAAACUUAAAAUGAAUUGUAUUAACCAAUAAACAGAAUUCAUUUCUUCAGUAUAGGUAAUGCUAUCAAAAAAGCCGGUCGUACAAAAAUUAGAAAACGUCUAUGUCUAUGUGUACUGACAUUUUAAAUAGGUCUAUGCGGGUAAAUUAACUUAAUAAUAACAAUAUUGCAUUUCAAAAUUGUACUGGCCUGUAAAAAAUACAGAUUAUAAAAUAAAGUCAAAAAUAUGUGUGUAUAAAGCAUAAGUGUAUAACGAAAGUGAUAUUCAUUUGAUAUGGCACGAUGUACUUAAUAAUAAUUACAUUCUUAAAAAUAUAUUUGUUCGAUUUUUCUAAAUUGUGAUUUUAAUAUAUGCAAAUAUCAUGAGAGAAUAGAAAAGAUAAUAAUCAUAAAAUUAUUGUAAAAGUAAAAAUAGUAAAGAUGUCCAAUGUAAAUAUGUAUAAAGUAAACAAUAAUCGACGUAUCACAAUAAAUAAUUAAUUAGUAUGUAAAUUGUGAAGUAGCUGCAUACAUGUCAUAGAGAAAUAAGAAAGAGUGGUAACUCCAUACAUCACUGCUUGACGCUAGAUGUGGACUACGAUAUAACUCGCCAGGGUGGCCAACUCCAAUUUUUUUUUACCCCUGAGCUCAACUUAAAAACCCCUAAAACUGUACUAUUAUUUUGGAAAACCCACUAAAUAAAAAAUAAAAUAAAUUAUUAUAGAUUUUCCAAAUUUAGAACAUUAUUAUGAUUUUCAACCGGUUCGACAUUUUAAUGAUCAUACAUAUGAACGUUAUACAUAGAUGGUCAAGAAAAUCCUGUCAGUAGAAAAAGGCGCGAAUUUCAAAUUUUCUAUGAGACGAUAUCCCUUCACGCCUACAUUUUUUCAAAUUUGCCGCACUUUUCUACUCUAAAAAAACCCUAAAAAAACCACUAAAAAUAUUUAGCCCCUAAAAAAACCCCUAGCCGGUUUAUUUCCCCCUAAAUUUAGUGGUAAAACCACUAAGUUGGCAUCCCUGUAACUCGCAUUUUGGCAAGAAAACUGAUGUAUGGAGUAACCGCUCUUUCUUUAUGGCUCCUCUACACGAUGGGCCAACGCCGACCAUUCCAUGGGACGCAUUUAUGCGUUAGAGGGAGCAAGUGAUAUUGCUAUCUUAUUCUACCGCAUGCCUGCGUCCCUUGGAGUGGCCGGCGCUGGCCCAUCCUGUAGAGGAGCCAUUACUCGUACAUGUCAACUUUCCAGCCCGAGACGGGGCAGGAGAAAUCGCCAUCAGAUAUAUCGGAGCAGCCACGGUGCUCACAAAUAUCUGAACAAGCCUUAGAGUGAGUGUGAUAUUUUAGAGCACCUCGCCCGCUCUCAUACAUCUGAAGGCGACUGUACAAACGUAUAAAAACAAAUUCGAUUAAAAUAUAGUACUCAUGAGAUUCAUUUAGGGGUCUUUUUGAAGAGAUCACUUAUAAAAUUUGUAUUAAAAAAAUCGUAAAAAAAUGGUACAAAUUCAUUCAUCUGAGUAUGAUCUGGGCCGAUUAAGAUUCUGUUAUUUUUUUUUUAGUUAGAAUUUGGGUUUGGGAAAUAUGAAGCGCUCCUCAUUCCGUGCAGAAUAAACGCGAGAUGAGAAUUAAAAUAAGCAAUUCUCCGUUAGUUGAUUUACGACAAAAGAAGAAGAUUUUUAGAAAAUACGGUAAAAUUGCGCUUGUAGCACAGAAUAGGAAACUCGAUCUUUUCACCAUUUUCUAUCAUAACUGACGAGAAAUUCGGCAGAAAAAAAGGGCUUUGGGUUUGAACAAGUUCUUUGCUUAGAACCCAAUUUAGGUUGCCAUUGAAUGUCUAUCGUUCUGUACCUACAAAGUAAUGAGAAAUGUUUUUACUAAAAAUAUCUUAGGGUGUAAACCGGUUAUUUAUUGUGAUAACCGGAUUUUCUUAUCUGUUAAACCGGUUUCCAUAAUUUAAAUCAAAAUUAACUAGAAAUUGCUUUAUAGGUAAUAUUAAUAAAAUUAAAUUGUUCUUAACCUAAAAGUGCCCAACGCCAUAAUAUUGAAGUGUUAAGAGGAAACGGUAUAGACGCUUCUCCAUACAAACGUAGUCCCCAUUUUACUCUCUGGAUUAGGGAUGUAACGAUACAUGAUUUUGCCGAUACGAUACCGAUACCGAUUUUUCAAGUAAAUAAUCGGCGAUACCGAUACAGAUACCGAUAUUAAUGGCAUAGUAGUUAGCUAAUAAAUAUAACAAAUAAGGAACUAUAUACUUAUUAUAAAACAUACAUAUGUAUUAAUAGACACUCGAAUUUGUGAAGUGUGAAAAACUGUAAAAAUGCCAAAUCAAAAUCAAAGAAAACAUUUAUUUAGGGGUACCACCAAGCAAUUAAUGCAAAAGUAAAUCCGAAUCAGUAAUUAUAGUUCACUUUAGGUAGUUUUUACCCGACUACAUCAACGCAAAAGGAGGGUUAUUUAUUAUGGAAACAAAGUGUAUUCAAAUUAUUAGCAACGUCAUUCGUUUUGCGCGCUUUUCAAACUGUAACAUCGGCUGAAUUUAAAUCGGCGAUGCCGAUAUAUCGGUCUGCCUUGCCUGCUUGUCAAAAUUUGGAGCGAUUAACAAAUUUCAUACACUACUAGUCAAAUCAGUGUCUUUUUUCGAACUGUUAAAACGAUAUUACCACUAUGGAAUUUAUAUGAAACACUAGCAUGUGACGUCACAAUCAAAUUACCUACUCUUUAUAGUUUUAUACGGGGUUUAAAAUGGAAAUUGUGUCUUAAAAUAACUGCUGUCUACGUUUCUCUAUUAAUCUUCUGGUGCUUUAUUUCAUGCAUGGUGUAAAAUAAUUUAUUUUAAAUACAGUCAAAUACACUAUAAUCAAAAGUUCGAUACCAAUCAAACGUAGGGGCAUAGUUGUGGUUGACACGGAACCAAUCGUGUCAAAAUAUUUUCAAUAAUGUUAAUAUCCAGAGAGGAAAAAGUGGACUACGUUUGUAUGAAAAGGCGAUUUCGCGCAGAGCCUCCAUUUUUGUCUUAAAGCAAAGGGCUAAGUCAUCUUAAUAACUACAAUUGUACUAAAAAAUAGGCAAGAGGAUAUGUACAACUAAAAUUACAUCACAUCCAUCAACCAUAGACAGAGCAAUUACUAAGACUCGUAA